Aspergillus puulaauensis is the source of this 435-nucleotide messenger RNA. RefSeq lists its product as uncharacterized. NCBI's taxonomy places the organism in Eukaryota, Fungi, Ascomycota, Eurotiomycetes, Eurotiales, Aspergillaceae. The coding region runs from base 1 to 435 and encodes 144 amino acids. The record is from RefSeq and is a predicted model, not a curated record. The transcript is spliced from 2 exons.
AUGGGCAACAUCUGCUCCAGAUCCAAAAACGCAUCCGAGACCGAACCCUUCGCUCGUCCUGGCCGUGUCCUCGGAUCAAGCGCAGAUAACUCCGCCCCGCGCGCCUCCGUCCCCGCAAAUGCAAAGUCAAAAUCACACUGGCAGUCGCCAGGGAGGACCUUGGGGGGUAGUGGAGGAGGGGAAAACGCCAGUCCUGGUGCGGGGACGGGACCAGGAACAGGGGCGGUAGAGGAUACGGAUGAUGCAAGGGCGAAGGCGGCAUUGGCAGCUCAGAAACGCGCUGACGCUACGGGGCCUGCGAAUAAAGGGAAACUAGGGUCAAAGUUGGCGGCGCAAAAGGCCCAGACACAAACGCAGACAUUAAACGAGGUUAGUCGGGAUGAGAGAGCUGCUAGGGAUGCCGAUGGUGCCUCUGCUGCGAGGCGAUGGGACUAA